Molecule: messenger RNA, 1517 nt
Organism: Acomys russatus (golden spiny mouse)
Lineage: Eukaryota; Metazoa; Chordata; Mammalia; Rodentia; Muridae
Gene: Tmod2
Product: tropomodulin 2
Exons: 10
Coding region: 188-1243 (351 amino acids)
Biological process (GO): myofibril assembly; pointed-end actin filament capping; muscle contraction
Cellular component (GO): myofibril; striated muscle thin filament
Molecular function (GO): tropomyosin binding
Source: RefSeq, a predicted model, not a curated record
GGAGCUGCCUGUUGCUCGCAGUUCUAGCUCGGGGCCCCGGCACCGCCCCUGUUGGUCGGACCUGAGCUUUCGGGACUCUAAGACUGCUGGCCAGGACCUUCCGCUUCGGAAUGGGCGCAAGCAAGGUGUGAAGUCUUGGGAAGCUGGCCCACUUCAAGGUGCGUGAGAAAGGCGUGUCUCUGAAGCCAUGGCGCUCCCCUUCCAAAAAGAGCUGGGGAAAUUCAAGGACAUCGACGAAGACGAGCUUCUUGGCAAGUUGUCAGAAGAGGAACUGAAACAGUUGGAGAACGUUCUAGAUGACCUGGAUGCCGAGAGUGCAAUGUUGCCAGCUGGAUUCCGACAGAAGGACCAGACCCAGAAAGCAGCCACUGGCCCAUUUGACCGCGAGCACCUCCUCAUGUACCUGGAGAAGGAGGCUUUGGAACAGAAGGACAGAGAGGACUUUGUGCCCUUCACGGGAGAGAAGAAAGGGAGAGUGUUUAUCCCCAAGGAAAAGCCUGUAGAAACUCAUAAAGAAGAGAAAGUGACUCUGGACCCAGAACUGGAAGAAGCCUUGGCCAGCGCCUCUGACACUGAACUCUACGACCUUGCAGCUGUCCUUGGAGUCCACAAUUUGCUCAACAAUCCAAAGUUUGAUGAAGAAACCACCAAUGGCAAAGGUCGCAAGGGGCCUGUAAGGAAUGUCGUCAAAGGUGAAAAGGCCAAGCCAGUAUUUGAGGAGCCACCGAACCCCACAAACGUGGAAGCGAGUCUGCAGCAGAUGAAGGCCAAUGACCCCAGCCUGCAAGAGGUCAACCUCAACAACAUCAAGAACAUUCCAAUUCCAACCCUGAGGGAGUUUGCAAAGGCUCUGGAGACGAACACUCAUGUGACGAAGUUCAGCCUGGCUGCGACCCGGAGCAAUGACCCUGUGGCCCUUGCCUUUGCAGAUAUGCUGAAAGUCAACAAGACCUUGAAAAGUCUAAACAUAGAAUCCAAUUUUAUCACUGGAACGGGAAUCCUGGCCCUGGUGGAAGCACUGCGGGAGAAUGACACCUUGACAGAGGUCAAGAUUGACAACCAGAGGCAGCAGCUGGGAACAGCCGUGGAGAUGGAGAUCGCCCAGAUGCUGGAAGAGAACUCAAGGAUCCUCAAGUUUGGGUACCAGUUUACUAAGCAAGGGCCGCGGACAAGAGUGGCAGCUGCCAUCACAAAAAAUAAUGACCUGGUUCGCAAGAAGAGAGUGGAAGGAGACAGGAGGUAAGCCUCCACCAGGAGAGGUGCAAGCCUCACCACGAUGCAGCCAUCCAAAACACCAGACACAAACUCCUCCUCUUCUCCACAGGACCAUCUUUAUCUAAGGCCGUUUCGCUUCCGUCAACCCCGUAUGUCAUAAUUGCAACUGUUGCUUUUUUUUUUCCUGCACUACUUAUUUACCUGAGAUUCUGGAAUGUGUGCAGCAGCUGGACUUGCUCCUGGACACACCUGGCGGCUCGCACGAGUGGGAGGAAACAGCUCUUAGACUGUGGCGACGCUGG